Molecule: messenger RNA, 1651 nt
Organism: Phytophthora nicotianae INRA-310
Lineage: Eukaryota; Oomycota; Peronosporomycetes; Peronosporales; Peronosporaceae
Exons: 3
Coding region: 155-1480 (441 amino acids)
Cellular component (GO): peroxisome
Molecular function (GO): L-serine:pyruvate transaminase activity; L-alanine:glyoxylate transaminase activity
Source: RefSeq, a predicted model, not a curated record
AGCUUCUGCUCCAACAUGCAAACGAUCCAUCACUCGCAGAUCGACGGUGUAGAACGCAAGCGACGCUCUAUUUACUCUACAAACGUAGGCCCCUCACCCUCACCCCCUCCUUCUAUAGCUCUCUCAAUAACCCGCUUAGUGCAUCGACACCAGCAUGACCAAGAAGGUGCUGUGCAUGAACCCUGGCCCCAUCGAGUUCGAGCCUCGUGUGCUGAAGCAGUUCGCCAUGGAGGGCAUCUCGCACGUGGACAAGACGGUGAUCGACGUCUUCGGCCAGUGUCUCGAGAAGAUGCGCAAGGUGUUCCUGGCUCCGGAUGGCCAGCCGCUCAUCGUGGCAGGCUCCGGUACGCUCGGAUGGGACAUGGUGGGCGCCAACCUCGUCAACAAGGGCGACGACGUGCUCAUCAUCAACAACGGAUACUUCGGUGACAACCUGGCGGAUUGUCUCGAGCGCUACGGAGCCAAGACGACGCACAUCCUUGGCAAGAUUGGCUCGCAGCCUUCAGUUGCAGAGCUGGAGAACGCUCUCAAAAGCGGCAAAAGUUUCAAACUGGUGACGAUCACGCACGUGGAUACAUCUACGGGUGUCCGUGCUCAUUUGAAGGAGUUUGCGGCUACUAUUCGCCGUAUCCAGCCCGAAGCUGUCAUUGUCGUGGACGGUGUGUGUGCCACCGGUGGCGAGGAGACUCGCAUGAAGCAGUGGGACCUGGAUGUGGUGCUCACGGGCUCUCAGAAGUGCUUCGGUGUUCCUGCUGGACUAAGCCUGAUGGUCAUCCGUCCACGUGCACUACAGCUCUUUGAGAAGAACACGUCGACGGUCAAAUAUUACGUGGACUGGCGUAACUGGCUGCCGAUUAUGAAGAACUACGAGGCUCGUCAGCCCAGUUACUUCGCUACUCCGUCGGUGAACCACUUAUUCGCACUUAACGAGGCGCUGGACAUUCUGCUCGAGAAUGGAGGCAUGGAGCAGCGAUUCAAGGAGCACAAACUCAUCGGAGAUGCUGUUAAAGAAGCGAUGAAGACACUGGGCUGCUCAUUGGUGACUGCAGAUGACUGUGGCGCCAACACGUUGACGUGUGUGCGUUAUCCGGCUGGUGUGGGGGCUGCUGACUUCCUUCCGAAGGUCGUGAAGCGUGGUGUGUCGCUUGCUGGCGGUCUCCACAAGGCCAUCAAGACGGAAUACUUCCGUAUUGGCCACAUGGGGCCCAGCACACGUCGUCUGGACCACAUCCUGAAGACUGUGGACGCCAUUGAGGGCGCCUUCAUCGAGUGCGGCCACAAGGUGGCGCAGCCUGGAAAGGCAGUCAAGGAGCUCAAGAAGAAACUGCAAUCGAUCAUCCCAGUGCAUCCAACAUGCGGCUAUGCGUCGGUCUACCACGGCUGCCCCGUGCCUCCCAAGUGCCAAGUGUACUCUAUUGGCACAGUGGUCAUCGCGUUUGCUGCUGGUCUCCUCAUCUCGCAGUUGAAGAGCAAGAUCUAGAUCACGUAAGUACUAGUAUGAGGGAAGGAGGCUGCAUAUGAUUGAAUGGAUGGACUUCACCAUGUUAACGUUGUUGCUCCGAUGGGCUACUCUACCGAAAAACACAAGCUGAAGUUCGCAUACUUAUGUUCACUUGAAACUCCAAACUCAAUAUGAUUAUCACUCUGCCAA